AUGAUCGAGCAGUUGGAAACGAAAAUUCAGCGAAGCGAAAAUCUUCGUGUAUAUAUUCCGCGACGCGAGAGAGGGGAACGCUUGUUGCGUCAACCAAGUCAAAAACGUCACGGAUGUCACGGAUCCAGUGAACCAGAAAUUGGGCGAUCGGAAGAGCCGCGGGCCACGACACGACGAAGCGUCGCGACGUCAGUAGAGCGCCGCGCUAUCGACCACCGCCACGAGACACCGUCGUCGUCGUCGUCCUCGUCUUCGUCUUCGUUUUCCUCUUUGUCUUCGUCUUCGUUCUUCGUUGUCUUCCCUCGUCGUCCUUCCUGGUGUUUUCGCGUCGUCGUUCCCGCUGCCGCCGCCGCCGCCGUCUUAGAGGCGUACGUUUAA
Frieseomelitta varia is the source of this 378-nucleotide messenger RNA. RefSeq lists its product as uncharacterized. The transcript is spliced from 3 exons. The record is from RefSeq and is a predicted model, not a curated record. Bases 1 to 378 code for a protein of 125 amino acids. Lineage: Eukaryota; Metazoa; Arthropoda; Insecta; Hymenoptera; Apidae.